CCCUUCUUUGCGAAAGGGGCUAGCGAGCAUCACAACAGUUCUGUACUCGAUCGUUUUCCCUCGCAGUACUCCGCGCUCUCACUUGCUUUGCGCCAUCUGCCCUCUCCGCCGUGGCAGUUCAAUCCGCGCAGUGAAGCGCAUGGGGCGCGGGGAAGCGGCGGACGGCGGCUUGCGCCGGCAGCAGCAGGAGCGCGCGAUCGCCGACGCCAUGGGGACGGGGGAGCUGCGCGCCGCUGUGGUCGACGUGGCGCGCGCGCUUCUCGCGGCGGACGCCAACGACCCGGCCGCGGCGGAGCGCGCGCAGCAGCGGCGGGUGGCGGCGGACAUGGCGCGCGCAAUCAUGGCGGCGGAGAGGGCGGCCGCGCGCGUGAGCGAGGGGGAGCGCGCGGAGCGGGCGUACCGCAGCCUGUGGUUCGACUUCCCUGCAGUGGAUGGGCGCGAUCUAGCCGCGCUCGCCGCGGCUCUCAGAAAGCAAGUGGAGCAAAUUCCAUCUGCCAACAGCACCGCCACCAACACCGCCACCAACAGCACCACCAACAGCACCACCAACAGCAGCAGCAGCGCCGAUCCUUCGUUCCCCAUCACGCACCGCUUCCUCUCUGGCCUCGCAUACAUUGCUGCGUCCGCUCAGAAAGCGCAGGCGUGCAGAUGGGGCAGUGAAGCAGCUCCUGCAGAUUCAGCCGAGGUAGCAGGAGGGAGCGGGAGGGGGGGAGCAGAGGGAGCGGCAGGGAUGGCGGCCGGGGGGGGUUCAGUAGGUGCAGGGGAGGGAGGAGGUGGUGGGGGCGCGGUGGAUGAGGAGCAGGGAAGAGCAGGCAGCAGUCAGCUUGGGGACGCAGCUGCUCACAUUGCUGCAUCUCUCCUGGUAAAGCUGCCUGCAAACUGUUUCAAACUGCCCGGGGACGCGGGAGUUAAGGCGUUCUCAGCUGCCCUCUCCUCCUUGCACCUCGAACCUUCGGAGCUUCUCGCCCCUCCUGCCAAACCUCCUGCCGAACCUCAGUCAAAGGAGACUAGAGCUUCAGAUGGCGAGGCUGUCAAGGAAGGUUCGGGCGUGCCGGAGGCGAGUGGCAGCAGCAGUGACAACGCUGUGGCCGCUGCUGCUGGUGGUGCUGGGGGAGGUGAAGAUGAUGGUGGUGGUGGCGAUGGUGAUGUUGUGGGUGACGCACGUGAGCAUGCAGACUCGGAUGAGGCGUCGGACGCAUCGGACUGGCUGCCCCUUGAGGACGAGACUCUCCCAUCUCUCCCCGCUCUAGACCACCACCACCAUCACACCCAUCAUCACCAGCAUCAUCCGCAUCAUCAUCAGCAGCAGCAGCAGCAGCAGCAGCGUUUAGAGGGCCCCUCUGAUUGGUCAGCUGUGCUCGCCAAGUGGGCAGCGUUGCUAGGCAGCUUGCAGGGCGCUCUCCCCGGGAGCGCUGACUCAGCGUGGGGGCAGGCGGGGAUGGUUGAUGACGUGGCGAUGCUGGCUGUGCUGAUCGGUGGACAGCCAACCAGAGAGGGACACGCGGAGGGUGCAGUAACCCGUACAAAAAGCGAUGGGGAUGGGGAUGUGGGUGGGGAUGUGGAAGGGGAUGUGGAAGGGGAUGUGGAAGGGGAUGUGGAAGGGGAUGUGGAAGGGGAUGUGGAAGGGGGGAGGGCAUGUGGAGCAGGGGUAGGACACAACGCAGUGGAUGGCGAGGGUGUUUAUCCAGUCCUGCUGGCCCACUAUCUGGACCUUCUUUCCCCUCGGCUGCUGUGGCUCUGCUCCUCCCCCCCCUCCUCCAACCCUGCUGGCAGUGGUGCUACUGGCACCACUGCCCCAGGCAUCAGUAGCAUUCACAGCAGCACUGCCAGCAGUGGCAGCAACGUGAUAUCGCAGACAUUGGAAGCCAUUCAGGCAGCUGCCUCCUCCCCUCACCUAUCCCUCCCUCACUCGCUCUCCUCCCGCCCUCCGCCCUCCCCCACUUCCCCUCCUCUCAAGACCCCUCCCCCCGCCCUCACUGCUACUGCCACCUCCGUCGCCCUCCUCUCUUCCCUCAUCGCCCACCUCCCUACCUCCCCCUCUCCCCUCCCACAUGCACCUAGGGGGAAGGAAUCGCGUAGCGAAGGGGGAGGAGGAGGGCCAGGCUCGGCAGGGGGCUUGGACGAGAAGCUGGUUCGGCGAAAGGUUUGGAUGGCUGUAAACGCGUUUGGCCCUGGUUUGGGAGAUCUGGUGCAGUGGGCAUCGACCAUCCAUCCAGCACCAACAAGUGUCACUGUAGCAACUGCCCCUGGCCACGUGUCAGGCCACCUGCAGCGCGUGCUGCUGUUCUGGAUCCAAGCUGCCGCCUCAUCCGCCCCUUCCCCUGCUGUUGCGCGCAGUAUCGGUGACUUGGCAAUCAAGUCUGGCCUGUGUCGAGCCCUGGUGGCAGCUCACUCCUCGCUCUCACCGCCCAAGCCAAGCACUCCUGUCACUCCACCAGCCACGGACAGACAUGCAGAAUCACCACUCGCGCCCGAUUUUCCACCUGCAUGGCCGUGGAUUGACACAGUUCUGCUCUUCCUCACUGCUUCAUCUCCAGACGUUCGAACCUUUGUCUCCAAAGCACUGCCCUCCCGAGCCUCCUUUCCAUUCCUGCUUCCGAACCAACCAGGCUCUGCCGAGCCUGGAGGCCCGGGUCCGGCGUGGCUUGGCUCGGUUGCCGAAGCUGACUGGGUGUGGCCCCUGCUGCUGGAUCCGGACCGGACCCGAGCCGAGCAGCCCUUGGCGUGGCUGCUAGAUUCCUUGGCAGUGACCAUGGGGAGUGUGCUUAUAGCAAAGGGAGAUGGUGACGCAGACACAAGGGAGUGCAAGCAUGGCAUUGGCUUUACCCUGGACGUCGCCACCUCAGCAUCUCGCACACUCACACUCCUCCUCCGCGUCCUCCACGUCAGCAGCCACCUGUCACCACCAAGAAGCGCCACGGCAUCCCCCCCUAUACUCCCAAAAGGCGGCCAGCUGGCAUCUUCUGUAUCCCAGUGCGUGAGUGUAAUGAGGGAAGCUGCAAGGAAGCUGGCGGGGGAGGUGGAGCAGAGGAGGGUGGAGGAGGAGAGGGCGCGGGCGGCAGCAGCAGCAGCAGCAGCGAAUGACGAGCCUCAGCUGAAUGACAUACUGCUAUCGGACGCCAUGGCUGCCGCUGCUGGGAAUGGUGCUGCUGCUGCUGCUGCAGCUGCGGCUGCGGCUGCUGCUGCGAAUGCUGGUGGGGAUGGUGAGGGGGAGGGGGGCGGAGGAAGGCAGAAUGGGGACAGUGGUAUGGGGGAGGUGGUAGGGGGCAAGCUAGGGGAGUUGGUGCCGCGGUUGCUGGACCUGGUGAAGGCGCUGCAGGCGGAGGUGGGUGCUGGGGGUGCGGCGAGUUCAGCCAGGGGGAAAUGUGACUGAGUGCGUCUGGUUGAUUGACUGAAAGGAAGUGGCCGGGGGGAAGCUGGGGGAGUUGGUGCCGCACUUGCUGGACCUGGUGAAGGCGGCGCAGGCAGAGGUUGGGGGUGGAGCAGUGGCAGGCAGUGUGAGGGGCAAGUGCGACUGACGGCCACUCUGCUCGAGCGGCGUGUGUGUGCGCCUUGGAGUGUCAGUUGCAAGCAUGGUGGGAUCGGUACGGAUGGAGCAAGUGUGAUUGAAGCUGAUGGAGUAGGGAAGAAUGGGGAGCGUGAUGAAGAGUGGGGGGGUUAGCUCGUCUUGCUAGAGAUACAAGAGUGGGGUGGGGGGUCGGGGAGAGCGCCUCCUUGGGACAAGUGCUCUCUAUAUGUGAUGAUGGGUCACCCAUUCUAGCCAGCAAAUUGCUUUGAGACAUCGGUACAAUACAAGCCAGGACUGGCAGCGCUGCUGCGAAUCUGCUGCAUACCAUAACGACUUUUGAGGCGC
Molecule: messenger RNA, 3853 nt
Organism: Closterium sp. NIES-67
Lineage: Eukaryota; Viridiplantae; Streptophyta; Zygnematophyceae; Desmidiales; Closteriaceae
Source: the annotation of a GenBank genome assembly